Dimorphilus gyrociliatus is the source of this 1419-nucleotide messenger RNA. Lineage: Eukaryota; Metazoa; Annelida; Polychaeta; Dinophilidae. The record is from the annotation of a GenBank genome assembly.
AGCAGCCCCGCAUAAAUUUUCGAAAUGGCGGACAUUGCUAAGGAUCAAUUGCAGAAUGUCGACGAAAGCGUUGAUAAAGAGGAAGAAGACGUUGUAGAGGAAGAGCAUGCCAACGGAGAAGUUAAAAAGAAGAAGAAGAAGAAGAAGAAGAAGAAGGGAAAGACAGAAGCAAAUGAAAAUUGUAACGGACUAGAAGAAGGUGUAGAAAAUCUUACUAUUCAAGGCGAAAAUCAAGAAGAUGCAACAGAUGGUGCAGCUGCGUCGUCAUCUAACCCAAAAAAGAAGAAGAAGAAGAAGAAGGGAUCGGUUAAAACUCAGACAGAUCCCCCAACGAUCCCAAUAAGGGAAAUCUUCAAAGAUAAUCAGUAUCCUAUUGGAGAAAUCCAGGAUUACCCAAUUCCAAACGACGUAACUUGGGGGAAAAAUAGAUUCACUUCUGAAGAGAAGAAAACUUUGGAAUUAGUAGAUAGCGAAAUUUACAAUGAUUUACGACACGCCGCUGAAGUUCAUAGGCAGACGAGACAAUAUAUGCAAAAAUUUAUCAAACCUGGAUUAUCAAUGAUAAAAAUUUGUGAGGAACUUGAAGAGACAGCAAGAAGACUUAUAGUAGAAAACAAAUUGGAGGCUGGAUUGGCCUUUCCAACUGGUGUUUCUAUAAAUAACUGUGCUGCCCAUUAUACCCCAAAUGCUGGUGAUCCGACUGUCUUAACAUAUGACGAUGUAAUGAAGGUUGACUUUGGAACACAUAUUGGUGGUCGAAUCAUUGAUAGUGCCUUUACUGUGGCAUUUAAUCCCAAAUAUGACAAUUUGUUGAAAGCUGUAAAAGAUGCUACAAAUACUGGAGUAAAGGAAGCUGGUAUUGACGUUAGAUUAUGUGAUGUUGGUGCUGCUAUUCAAGAAGUUAUGGAGAGCUAUGAACUUGAAUUAAAUGGAAAAACCUAUCCUAUAAAAUCUAUAAGAAAUCUGAACGGUCAUUCAAUUUCACACUAUCGAGUACAUGCAGGCAAAACAGUUCCUAUAGUAAAGAGAGGUGAAGCUACUCGAAUGGAGGAAGGCGAGUUUUACGCUAUUGAAACGUUUGGUUCCACUGGUAAAGGACAGGUUCACGAUGAUAUGGAAUGUUCUCAUUACAUGAAAAACUUUGAUAUUGGUCACGUUCCUCUGCGAUUGUCGAAGUCAAAACAACUGCUUAACAUCAUAAACGAGAAUUUUGGAACUUUAGCGUUCUGUAGACGGUGGCUAGACCGUCUAGGCCAGACUAAGUAUUUAAUGGCUCUGAAAAAUUUGUGUGACGCAGGUGUGGUUGAUCCCUAUCCUCCAUUGUGUGACAUUAAAGGUUCGUAUACAGCUCAAUACGAACACACCAUUAUCCUCAGACCAACUUGUAAAGAAGUAGUUAGCAGAGGAGAUGAUUAUUAA